This is a messenger RNA of Limanda limanda (common dab), 3327 nucleotides long. It is a transcript of the gene scube1, whose product is annotated as signal peptide, CUB domain, EGF-like 1. The record is from RefSeq and is a predicted model, not a curated record. Gene Ontology annotation, molecular function: calcium ion binding. The transcript is spliced from 23 exons. Gene Ontology annotation, cellular component: cell surface. The coding region runs from base 16 to 3078 and encodes 1020 amino acids. Gene Ontology annotation, biological process: signal transduction. Lineage: Eukaryota; Metazoa; Chordata; Actinopteri; Pleuronectiformes; Pleuronectidae.
ACACCGUCUGUCAGCAUGGGGAGCGCUUGUUUUUCCCGGGACGUUUGUUUGUUUAUCCUCCUCAUAAAUACUUGCAGGGUGAUGGGGAAUGUCGGACUCUCAGAUGCAGACGAGUGUGCAGAGGGUUCAGAUGACUGCCACAUUGAUGCCCUGUGCCAGAACACGCCAAAAUCCUACAACUGCAUCUGCAAGCCGGGCUACAAAGGAGAUGGCAAGCAGUGUGAAGACAUGGAUGAGUGUGAAAACGAUUACAACGGGGGCUGUGUCCAUGAAUGCAUCAACAUACCAGGGAACUACAGGUGCACCUGCUACGAUGGAUUCAUGCUGGCCCAUGAUGGACACAACUGCAUGGAUGUGGACGAGUGUCGGGACAACAAUGGUGGAUGUCAACAAGUCUGUGUCAACACCAUGGGGAGCUAUGAGUGUCAGUGCACACAUGGCUUCUUCCUCAGUGACAACCAGCAUACCUGCAUCCACCGCUCUGAUGAUGGGAUGAACUGCAUGAACAAGGACCAUGGCUGUGCCCACAUCUGCAGAGAGGCUCCGGGCAAAGGCGGGGUGUCGUGUGAAUGCCGCCCUGGCUUUGAGCUGGCCAAAAACCAGAAAGACUGUACAUUGACGUGUAACUAUGGAAAUGGGGGUUGUCAGCACACUUGUGAUGACACUGACACUGGGCCAGUGUGUGGCUGCCAUCAGAAAUACGCCUUGCACUCAGACAGCAAGACCUGCAUUGAGAAAGAUGAGGCUGCAAUUGAGAGCUCUGAGUUCAAUGCCACGUCAGUAGCUGAUGUGGACAAGCGGGUGAAACGGCGGCUACUUAUGGAGACCUGUGCCGUGAACAAUGGCGGCUGCGAUAGGACAUGUAAAGACACAGCCACAGGGGUGCGCUGCAGCUGCCCCGUGGGAUUCACCCUGCAGCCUGAUGGCAAAACAUGUAAAGACAUCGACGAAUGCCAGGAGAACAAUGGAGGCUGCGAUCACUUCUGCCGGAACACAGUGGGCUCCUUUGAAUGCAGCUGUCAGAAAGGCCACAAACUGCUCACAGACGAACGGACCUGCCAAGACAUUGACGAAUGCUCCUUUGAGAGAACCUGCGACCACACCUGCAUCAACUACCCUGGCAGCUUCGAGUGCUUGUGCAACAAGGGAUACAUCCUGUAUGGCCUCACUCACUGUGGAGACAUAGAUGAAUGUAGCAUCAACAAUGGGAGCUGUGAGUUUGGCUGCGUAAACACUCAGGGUGGCUACGACUGUGUGUGUCCACCUGGACAGAAACUCCAUUGGAACAGGAAAGACUGUAUCGAGGUGGUGAAAUGUCUGCCCAAUGGGAAACCAGCACCCCGAGCUCAACUGACCUGCACUAAAAAUGGUGGGGCAGAAGUCUGCUCACUCUCCUGCCCCUCCAAUGCCCUCUUCCUUGCAGACUCAGAGAACAGCUACACACUAAGCUGCGGAGUGCCAGUUCAGCCUGUCAAAGCUCCUCAGAAGAGGAAUGCCACCACUGCCUUACCCACCUGUGCCGACACACUGGUGCCGCCCAUCAAACAGAAGGCCAGGUUUAAGAUCAAAGACGCCAAGUGUCACCUGAGGCCCCGCAACAAGGAAAAGCACAGAGAUUCCUCCAAGCAGAACCUGCAAGGAGGCCAGUUCCCCUGCACUGAUGACUGCCAGGUAACCUUUGUCAACCUCAAAUGCGACUCAUCUAAGAAGCGUCGGCGAGGACGCAAAUCUCCUUCAAAAGAGGUUUCCCACAUCACAGCUGAGUUUGAGAUGGAGAUGAAGGAGGAAGAAGCCUCAGACUCGUGUAAUGUGGACUGCGUGCGGGAGAGGAUGAAGCAGAAGUUGCAGAGCGCCAUGCGGACACUCAGGAAGUCAAUCAACAAACAGCAGUUUUACAUCCAAUUCUCUGGGACAGAGUACGAGGUGGCUCAGAAACCAUCCAGAGUACCGGAGGGAGCUGAGGCCUGCAGCACCGGACAAGUCUUUAGAGAGGGAAAGUGUGUGAGCUGUGGUGUGGGGACGUUCUACAGUGGAGAGCAGGAGCAGUGUGUCCAGUGUCCUUCUGGCACCUACCAGGACACGGGGGGUCAGCUGUCCUGCGAGCCAUGUCCCAUUACUGACGGACAGGGUGUUGCUGGAGCCAAGAACGUGUCUCAGUGUGGAGGUCAGUGUCCAGCGGGUCAUUUCUCACCUGACGGAUUUCGUCCAUGCCAGCAUUGUCCGCUCGGCUCCUACCAGCCUGAACCAGGCCGAGUGCUGUGCUUUACCUGUGGAGGAGGCCUCAUGACCAAGUAUGACGGAUCAGUUUCUUUUAGAGACUGUGAGGCCAAAGUGCACUGUGCUCCUGGACAUUACUACAACUCCACUACCCACCGCUGCAUCCGCUGCCCAGCAGGAACCUAUCAGUUUGACUUUGCGCAAAACUACUGCAUCACUUGCCCUGGGAACACCACCACUGACUUUGAUGGUGCCACCAAUGUCUCCCACUGCAAAAACCAACUGUGCGGAGGUGAGCUGGGAGAAUACACAGGCUACAUCGAGUCUCCUAAUUACCCUGGAGAUUAUCCGUCUAAUGUGGACUGUGUCUGGACCAUCAACCCACCACACAAGAGGCGGAUCCUCAUUGUGGUACCAGAGAUCUUCCUCCCCAGUGAGGAUGAGUGUGGAGACGUGCUGGUCAUGAGGAAGAGUGCCCUUCCCACCUCCAUUACCACAUACGAGACGUGUCAGACCUAUGAGCGGCCCAUCGCCUUUACCUCUCGCUCUCGCAAGCUCUGGAUCCAGUUCAAGUCUAACGAGGGGAACAGUGGAAAAGGCUUCCAAGUUCCAUAUGUCACCUACGAUGAGGACUACCAGCAGCUGAUAGAGGACAUAGUGCGGGAUGGCAGGCUUUACGCCUCUGAGAACCACCAGGAGAUCCUGAAGGACAAGAAGCUGAUAAAAGCCUUGUUUGACGUGCUAGCCCACCCCCAGAACUACUUCAGGUACACAGCUCAGGAGUCCAAAGAGAUGUUUCCUCGUUCCUUCAUCAAACUGCUGCGCUCCAAAGUGACCAGAUUCUUAAGGCCGUACAAAUAGACAGGGCCUCCCUAUCGUCCUGUUAAAGACCCCCGUCAUCCUGCGUCAUUCCAGAUCCAGUUACUUCUCCCCUGUCUCUAAGUUUCUGAUGUACCCAUUCAUGACUUAAUGUUUCAUACCUCCAUUCGAUUAGUCCUCAACUCUGUUGGUCACAUGUUGCCUUUCCUCGUCUUUGACCCAUUUAAGUAGUAAAACAUUAUUAACUGAUAUCCCAUCCUACAGUGCGUGCAGAUUUUUCUAUAAGGUUUG